Molecule: messenger RNA, 405 nt
Organism: Ctenocephalides felis (cat flea)
Lineage: Eukaryota; Metazoa; Arthropoda; Insecta; Siphonaptera; Pulicidae
Exons: 3
Coding region: 1-366 (121 amino acids)
Biological process (GO): protein import into nucleus
Cellular component (GO): nucleus
Source: RefSeq, a predicted model, not a curated record
AUGCGAUUGAAGACUGAGGAUGAAAUUUUGCAGGAAUUGUCUCUACUGGAUAAUACAACAGUUCAAGAUAGAGACUUCGAUGACUUUUUUGAACAUUUGGAAAUAGAUAUGUCUGAUUUAGUGACGUGUCCGUGCUGCUUAAAAAAUGCAAUAGGAAAUGAUUCUGAAGGAUUGAUUAUAUGCAAAUGUGGACUACGGUUACGAAAAGGAAACAUAAAAGACUUAGAAUCUGAAAUUUGGAUGAAUGUCAACAUGCAUUCAGCAAAUUGCUCCCGCACACCACAAUUUAUAUCAAUGCCAAACGAUGUUGCUGAUGUGCUGAUUAUUGGCUGCCCGGAUUGCAAAUUUAGCAAAGUCGUUUAUUAAUAAUUAAUAAUUGUAAUAAUAAUGUAUUUAUUUAAAAAU